AUGGGUAAUGUCAUAGAAACCACACUUACAAUCAUUGUGAGUGUGCAAUUCAUGAUUGGAAAUGUAGGGAAUGGAUUCAUCGCACUGGUGAAUGGCAUCGACUGGGCAAAGAGAAGGAAGAUCUCCUCAGCUGAUCGAAUUCUCACUGCUUUGGCGAUCUCCAGAAUUGGUCAGCUCUGGUCAGUAUUCACAAAUUGGUGCCUUUCUGUGUUCAAUCCAAUUUUGUUCAUGAGUGAAAAAGUGUUCAGAAUGCUUAAUACCACCUGGGUUGUGACCAAUCACUUUAGCAUCUGGCUUGCUACCUGUCUCAGCAUCUUUUACUUCUUCAAGAUUGCCAACUUUUCUAACUCUGCUUUUCUCUACCUAAAGUGGAGAGUGAAAAAGGUGAUCUCAGUGGGACUGCUGGUGACUUUGGUCCCCUUGGCAUUUAAUGUUGCACUGACAACCACGCAUACUAAUGUCUUGUUCAGUGAAUGUAACAGAAACAUGACUUGCAAUUCCAGUUUUAGGAAUUUGGCACAUUUUGCUAGUCUUUUAAUUAUCAACACUUUGUUCACUUUCAUACCUUUUGCUGUGACACUGACAACCUUUCUCCUGCUCAUCUUCUCACUCUGGAAACAUCUCAGGACAAUGCAACGUGAUGCCCAAGGACCCAGAGAUGCCAGCACCAAGGCCCACAUAACAGCCCUGCAGUCCGUGAUCAUCUUCCUCCUGCUCUAUGCCAUUUUAUUUCUGUCUUAUUUUAUACCAGUUUUGAUCUCUGAUUUGCUAAAUGAAAAUCUGAUUUUCAUGAGUUUCCAGGCUAUUGCAAUUUCUUUCCCUUCAGGCCACUCUUGUGUCCUGAUUCUGGGAAACAGUAAGCUGAGACAGACAUCUCUCUCAGUUCUGUGGGGACUGAGGUGGAUGUUCAACUAG
Molecule: messenger RNA, 915 nt
Organism: Tupaia belangeri chinensis (Chinese tree shrew)
Lineage: Eukaryota; Metazoa; Chordata; Mammalia; Scandentia; Tupaiidae
Product: taste receptor type 2 member 14-like
Exons: 1
Coding region: 1-915 (304 amino acids)
Biological process (GO): detection of chemical stimulus involved in sensory perception of bitter taste; G protein-coupled receptor signaling pathway; sensory perception of taste
Cellular component (GO): membrane
Molecular function (GO): bitter taste receptor activity; G protein-coupled receptor activity
Source: RefSeq, a predicted model, not a curated record